Molecule: messenger RNA, 2557 nt
Organism: Paramisgurnus dabryanus
Lineage: Eukaryota; Metazoa; Chordata; Actinopteri; Cypriniformes; Cobitidae
Gene: parn
Product: poly(A)-specific ribonuclease (deadenylation nuclease)
Biological process (GO): siRNA 3'-end processing; nuclear-transcribed mRNA poly(A) tail shortening; priRNA 3'-end processing
Cellular component (GO): cytoplasm; nucleus
Molecular function (GO): poly(A)-specific ribonuclease activity; RNA binding; metal ion binding
Source: RefSeq, a predicted model, not a curated record
AGUAUUUCCGGCGGUAAGGGUUAAAGGUCCGAGUGUGUGUGUGAAUCCCGUUGAUUUGCAGGAUGGAGGUUACGAGACAGAAUUUUAAGGAGGUUCUUCCACUGGUGUGUGAUGCUGUACAAGAGGCGGAUUUUAUCUCUAUAGAUGGAGAAUUUACAGGAAUCAGCGAUGGGCCGUCAGUCAGCGCUCUUACAAAUGGACUCGACACACCAGAUGAGAGAUACAGUAAACUGAGGAAGCACUCCAUGAAUUUCCUCCUCUUCCAGUUUGGACUCUGCACCUUCAGAUACGACCAGAAUCAAUCCAAAUACAUCACUAAAACAUUCAACUUCUACGUCUUCCCUAAACCCUUUAACCGGACGUCUCCUGACAUCAAGUUCAUCUGUCAGAGUUCCAGCAUUGAUUUCUUGGCCAGUCAGGGUUUUGACUUCAACAAAGUCUUCCGCAGCGGGAUCCCGUAUCUGACGCAGGAGGAGGAGUGUCAGCUGAGGGAGCAGUAUGAAGAGAGGCGGAGUCAGAUGAAUGGCUCGGGUCCGGUCACGUACACGCCCACUUCUGGGAUGGGGAUCAGUCACAUUCCUGAAGACCAGAGAGGAUUUAUUAAGAUGGUGGAAGAGAAAGUUGAAGAUCUUCUGAAGAACUCUGAGAAAUCUCUGGACCUGGAGCCCUGCACAGGCUUUCAGAGGAAACUCAUCUAUCAGACUCUUAACUCAAAAUAUUCUAAAGGACUUCAUGUGGAGACACUUGAGACAGACAAGAAAGAGAGAUUCAUUCAGAUCAGUAAAGUGGAUGAUGAGGAGAGGAGGAGGAGAGAACAACAGAAACACCAGAGAGAGCAGGAAGAGCUGAAUGAUGCUGUAGGUUUCUCUCGAGUUAUUCGAGCGAUCUCAAAGUCUGGUAAGCUGGUUGUUGGACACAACAUGUUGCUGGAUGUGAUGCACACUAUCCAUCAGUUCUGUGGGCCGGUGCCUGAGGACCUGGAUGAUUUUAAAGACGUGACCAUGUCUGUGUUUCCCAGACUGUUAGACACUAAGCUGAUGGCAUCCACACAGCCCUUUAAGGAGAUCAUCAGCAACACAUCUCUGGCAGAGCUACACAAACAGCUGAAAGCUAAACCUUUCAAAGCACCCACGACUGAUUGUCCUGAAGACUUUCAGAGUUAUGACACAUCAACAGAACAGCUUCAUGAAGCCGGAUAUGAUGCGUAUAUCACUGGAUUGUGUUUCAUCUCUAUGGCAAACUAUCUGGGUACUUUCCUCACUCCUCCUAAGAGUCACAUCUCUGCCCGCUCCAAACUCCUCGAACCCUUCUACAACAAAUUGUUCUUGAUGAGGGUGAUUGACAUUCCUUACCUGAACAUGUGUGGACCAGACUUGCAGCCUAAGAGAGAUCAUGUUCUCUACGUCACAUUCCCUAAAGAAUGGAAAACCAGUGACCUUUACCAACUCUUCAGUGCUUUCGGUAACAUCCAGGUGUCAUGGAUUGAUGAUAUGUCAGCGUUCGUUUCUCUCAGCCAGACAGAACAGGUCCAGAUAGCCGUGAACACGAGCCGUUAUGCAGAGAGUUACCGCAUCCAGACGUAUGCUGAAUAUUUACAGUCCAGACAGAAAAACACAAACACCAACAGGAAGUGGGCUGACGACGGGUGGGCGGACACUUCUUACAAUGAUCCUGCCAUGACGACAACCUCUGGCUUCAGCCACGCCCACACCCAACAUCAUGCAGUGAAGAGAAGCAUCAGUCCGUCUCUAGAUGAGCAGAACUGUAAUGCCGACAGCAGCUGGACUCAAUACUGCGGUAUAAAGAAGAUGAAAACUGAAGGAGGGUGUUCACAAACGCAUGAUGACAUCAGCGGGUCUGAAGUGACAGGAGAUUGGCUGAGACAGCAGCCAGAUGAAAGCACAGCGUGUGCAAGCCUGAAUCAGGAGGAGGCGGAGCCAGACGAGUCCUCAACCAAUCAAAGUCAAGGUAAACGGAACCGCAAGCACAAAAAGAGGAAGUCAGACGCUUCUGAGACGUCACCGCCGGUGCUCUUCGAUGUUCCUCAGGUUUGGUAGCGAGAGCUCAACAGCCAAUCGAAUCACUCUGUCAGUCCAGGUGUACUUAACAGCCAAUCAAAAGACUGCACUUAUAAAGUUUGCCACGCCUGUCAUGUGGCACUGUAACUUCCUGUGACCCGGCCCCUUACAUCUGUGUGACUGAGAUUUAGAGCGUUUAAAGGUGCUGAGGUUCACUGAGCCGUUAUCUUUGUGUGUGUCUGUGUGUCAGGGUAUGUUGUGGUAUUUUAACACGGUUCAGAAGAGUGUGAUUCCCUCAUUUUUAAAUGUUGUAGUGAUGAAUGGCCCGUGUAGCGUCCUGCAGGUUUAUUUAUUUCUCAUGAGGGUUCUUCUCUUUAUGGUUCCUCUUUAUUCAGAUUUACAGCGAGGGUUAAAAAAAAGUGUCAAUGUAUGAAUCUUGUAUUGAGAAAUGUCUUCAUAAUCAUGAUAUAUUUUGUAUGAUGAAAUGUUAAAGUAUUUCCUCCUCUAGGGGAGAUCAAAUUAAAGAGUCUUUCUUAGUA